CGUCGGGACGUUUCCAGCAUUUUUGCAAUGAUGUUCAGACCCACUUGAAUCUGAAACUUUCUGAUGCUUCUGCCAGAACUGGUGGAAAGCGUGACCUUUUUCACCCAGCAGUCUGGUCAGCACCACGAUGGACGCGAGCGGUGAGUGCGCAGCGGGCGACAGCUGCGGGGAGAGCGUCAGUCUCAGCGUGCUCAACUGGGAGCAAGUGCAGCGGCUGGACGCCAUCCUCACCGGCUCCAUCCCCAUCCACGGCCGCUGGAGCUUCCCCACCCUGGAGGUAAAGCCCCGGGAUAUUGUCAAGGUGGUGCGAAGCCGCAUGGAGGAAAAGCGGAUUCACGUCCGGGAGGUGCGACUGAACGGAUCCGCGGCCAGCUACGUCCUGCACGAGGACAGUGGUCUGGGGUGGAAAGAUCUGGACUUGAUUUUCUGCGCCGAGCUGAAGGGAGAGCUGGAGUUUCAGACUGUGAAGGAGCUGGUGCUGGACUCUCUUUUAGACUUCCUGCCUGAGCGAGUGAAUAAAGAGAAGAUCACCCCUCUGACCCUAAAGGAAGCAUAUGUGCAGAAGAUGGUGAAGGUGUGCAACGAUUCGGAUCGCUGGAGUCUCAUCUCGCUCUCCAACAAUCGUGGCAAGAACGUAGAGCUCAAGUUUGUGGACUCUCUUCGCCGGCAGUUCGAGUUCAGCGUGGACUCUUUCCAGAUCCGUCUGGACUCCCUCCUCCUCUUCUACGAGUGCUCGGAGCACCCCAUGGCUUCAACGUUCCACCCUACCAUCCUUGGGGAGAGCGUCUACGGCGACUUCCCCACCGCCCUCGACCACCUGCGCAAGCGCCUCAUCUGCACCCGGAGCCCCGAGGAGAUCCGAGGCGGGGGCCUGCUGAAGUACUGCCACCUGUUGGUUCGGGGUUUCCAGGCGGCGUCGGACAGGGAGAUGAAGCUGCUGCAGCGCUACAUGUGCUCGCGCUUCUUCAUAGAUUUUCCCGACGUGAGUGAGCAGCGCCGCAAGCUGGAGUCUUAUCUGCAGAACCACUUUGAGAACUUGGAGGACAGGAAGUAUGACUACCUGGCCACGCUGUACGACGUGGUGCAGGAGAGCACCGUGUGCCUGAUGGGACACGAGAGGCGCCAGACGCUCAGCCUCAUCUCGUCGCUGGCGCUUAGGGUCCUGGCCGAGCAGAACACCAUCUUCAAUGCUGCCAAUGUCACCUGCUUCUACCAGCCAGCCCCAUACAUCUCAGAUGGCAACUUCAGCAACUAUUACAUAGCGCAGGUUCAGCCCAUCUACACUUGCCCACCUUCACCUUCUCAGCAGUACCUUCCUCCUCUGCAACAUCCCAUGUACGCUACCUGGCUGCCCUGUAACUGAACUUGGCGUAAACCCAUUUUAUUUUGCGUAAACAGUGGAACUCAUGU
Molecule: messenger RNA, 1410 nt
Organism: Nematolebias whitei (Rio pearlfish)
Lineage: Eukaryota; Metazoa; Chordata; Actinopteri; Cyprinodontiformes; Rivulidae
Product: terminal nucleotidyltransferase 5A
Exons: 2
Coding region: 128-1363 (411 amino acids)
Biological process (GO): mRNA stabilization
Molecular function (GO): RNA binding; poly(A) RNA polymerase activity
Source: RefSeq, a predicted model, not a curated record